Molecule: messenger RNA, 593 nt
Organism: Cetraspora pellucida
Lineage: Eukaryota; Fungi; Glomeromycota; Glomeromycetes; Diversisporales; Gigasporaceae
Source: the annotation of a GenBank genome assembly
CUGAGAUUCGUCAUAAAUUAAAUAAUAUAAAAAUGAAUCCAAUUUAUUAUGACGAAAAUAUAGCUCUGAGUAAACAAGAACGAGAUAUUGUUUCAAAUGUGCAAGAUAUUUCGAAUGAACAAUAUAUGAUUUCAAGUGGAAAAGAUAUGAUUUUGAGUAGUGUUGGUAACAGCAAUUAUACUGGAACUGGUACCUCAGCAGAAUCUACUGUGAGUUCUUUAAUGAAACAUAGUCCACGUCAAAUUUUAUCAAUGUCGCGGCAGUCGACUCAGCUACUAGAAAAUUCGAUACAACAACCUAAUGAAGAUGAUAAUGAAUUCACUAGUCUUAAACGAAGUGAUAACCAGCAGCAGAAUACUGGUGGACCUGCUCGAACAGUUUUAAAGCGCAGAGGCGUAAAGGCUGAAGAAUGGAUUGAGAGACCAACUGCAGAAGAUAUUUUUGAAGAUAUAGAGCAAUAUUUCCCAAAUCAUGAUGUUGAUAUGCCUAUUGUUGAUGCUUUAAAAGAAGGGAAACUUAGUAGAAGAUCCAUGACUAAACCAAACAUGGCGUCGAAACGAAACCUACCCGAAACUAGUUUCGGAAGGCUAUAA